Durusdinium trenchii is the source of this 3243-nucleotide messenger RNA. Lineage: Eukaryota; Dinophyceae; Suessiales; Symbiodiniaceae. The record is from the annotation of a GenBank genome assembly.
AUGCCAGAUGAAGCGGACCAACAUGAUUUUGAACUUGCAGAAGAAUAUGCAGAAGUUGUUGCUGAUGGGGCCCCAGCAGCAAGAUUCAGAGCUUUUCACAGGGAAGCUCGAGGUCACAUAGGUGAAGCUCACCUGUCAAAGAAGACCCGGGGAAAUGAAUCCAGAGACACGCAUCGCUUCAUCCAACGUUGGAACUUGACAUGGAAAGUGCCAAUGAAGUCCUUCCGGCACACCACUAAUGACAACGAACAAGUGUCAGUCCACUACAUCAGCCCCAUUGACUUUGUCAAAUUUAUCUUGGAAAAUGCACCAGAAUUGGUUUUUGGCGGCCACUCUUCAGUUGCGAUGGGACAGCAACAGUUGAAGGCAUUCUGGAACAACUACGAGAAAACUCACCCAACUCACUUGUUGUUCAGCCAGCCGCACCCUCAUCGAAGACGAGAGAACACCCUUUGUUUUUCCCUCCACGGGGAUGAGGGCCGUGGAUUGAAAAAGGGGAACACAGUGAUCUUGACGUGGGAAAGCAAUUUGGGGAUUGAGACGGCUGCAAAUUACACAUGUGACAACCGACUUGAUCAGUGCAGGUCAUGCCACUUGGGUGAAGCGUGCGCGCAAAGGUUCAACACAGCUGCUGGGUUCAUGCCACUUUCAGACAUGCAUCAAGACCCCUCGCCUUCAUCCUAUGAGACUCACAAUACGGGGGGGAACUCUUUCCUGACCAAAUUUGUACUUGCAGCUUUACCCAAUUCCUUGUACAAGGAAACAAAUGCUCUUGACAUUGUGCUGGAGAACAUUGUGAAUGACUUUCGCACAUUGUUUGAAUCUGGCGUCGAAGUUGCUGGAGACGCGUCUCACCAAGCCGAGUGGCAAAGGCAGUUGUGGCCAAGUCGACCUUGGAAUCCAGUGCCUGACAUUGCUGCGAUCCCUUUCGACGACAUCACUCCUGAAAAGGUAUUGCGACGAUUCGCAAAGAAAGCAAAGUAUCACAUGGUGGCCCAUACCAAGUACGAGCUGGGUGUCUUGAUUGACUCUGGGGUCAAGUUGCUGCCAAACCCGCUGAUGCACGGAUGCGAGAUGAACGAGGAUGUCAUUGGGAAGCUUGCGCGGUUGAGUACUUCAGGUCGCAUCUCCACCAAUUGGGAGCUCGCCGAAGCUGAAGGGACCCUGGAGGCCCUUGGCCAUGCUGAGCCGCAGCCGCUCCGAGAGCACGCUGGGAAGCCGACGACCCUCUUCACGGGACGGCUGGGAAGCACAGACGGUGAAGGCGAUCUGUCCCUGCCAGAGUUGGGACCUCCUCAGGCGAUCUGUGAUGUCUUGUCUUUUUUGGUUCGGCUUUCCAAGAGUUCAGCCUUGACGGUGGGCUGGUCCAUUGUUUCGUUUCCCUGUUCCAUUGGUCGCAGUUGGAGAUCCUUGCAGUUGGAAUGCCCCGCUGCAGGGCCGCUGGCUGAUGGCAAGGUGCCACCUUGGUUCCUUCACAUCUUUGUGAAGUAUGUUAGCGAGCCCUAUGCCUAUGCAUGCCAGCUCCUGGGCGCCCGCGACAGUCCGGAGGCUGCGGAAGAGACCGCGCAGUGGGUGGACUGGGUGAGGAUCCUUUUUGACGAGGCGUUGCCAGGUCCCAUCAUGGGACAUGACGUCUUGGGCGAGGCUCGAAUCCCCAACGGGCGGUGCUGCGACGCGUGGUCGCUUGCUUCUGCCGCGCGGAGUGGAGCUUCUGGUGACGCGCUCGGUGUAAAGGACACUGCACCAGGCUUCGGAAGGCCUUCACUCCAGGACGGGUUCUGGUGGCUGGCCGGGGAGCGGAUCGUGAAGCGAACGGCUCAGGCGUUUGAGACUUCCUCAAGCAGUAGCGCAGAAGAGAAGGAGGUGGCAGAACUCCUACAACCGGAGAAGCUGCCACAGCACUCCUUACGGCUCGAACAGCCGUGCUCUUUUCGACAUGUGACAGUUUGCCAUUGCCUGGCAGCAGUGCCAGAGGCAGAGCAGCUGCGGGAGGCGCUCCAGCGCGUGCUGAACAAGAAUCCCGUGCUUGCAGGGCGGCUGAGGCCGACGUGGCCCACCGGAGGUCCUCGACCAGAAGGAUUGGAGAUUGGCUUUGAGGGCCCGGUCGGACUCCACUUCCAGGUCCGCCCCCUGAGCGCUGACAUGGAGCAUCAGGUUGAACGACUCGAUGCCGAGAGGUAUGCCAGGCAGUUCCUGCAGAUUCACACCGAGUUUGCAGACAGCCUGGGGGUGGCGCGAGUUGGGUACGGCUUGAACUUACUAGGCAAGGACCGACCUCUUUGCAUGGCCAGCUACUGCCCUGGAGCUCAGGUGAGUGUGGUGGCUUUAAGUGUCUCCCGCAUUCUGGGCGACUCCGCCGUGCAAGCCUUGUUUCGCGCCUGGGAUGAGGAAUUCCAGGAGCCUGACCUCAGUGCCAAGAGUGUCUCGAGCCGCGAGGUGACCCGCCUCUUGUAUCGGCCCAUUCUGGUGCUUCAGGCCAUUCAGGAGGCGUGGGAUGGUGUUCGCCAGUGGCUCUACCAGACAACGAUCUCCCAGUUCGCCGGUUGCUGCACCACACGAGGAAAUUCCUCGAGCGGAUGCUUGAUGGCCGAAACCUCUCUAAAGGAGACUGGGAAGGCUCAGGCAGAUGCUGAUUGUGAUUCUGCACCGGAAGAUCGUGAAUUCUACGCCAUUGCUGUGCGAGUACGAGAGGAGACCCUUUCUUCCAUCCGUGCUGCCGCGGCCGCUUCAGCGCCCGGAGGUGGCGUGGGCCUCUCGUCGGUCCUGACCUCCGAUGCGCUCUAUGCCUGGCUGGGCAACGUCCUGCGGCUCCCACAGUUCCUGGUGGCGGAUCGUCGAGCCGCAGUGGAUCUGAGCCUCGGCCAAGAUCGGCUUCAGAGUUAUGUUCCCAGUGCACCUGGUCGUUGCCAUGCCUUAGACAUUCGGAGGGCGAUCAACGCACAGGCGGCGCAAGGCCAAGAUCAAUCCACGCGGCGCUGGUCCAUCCUGGAUUUUUCGGAGGUGUUGGAGACGGUGCCGCGCUUCGGGACGAAUUGCAGCAGUUGCUCCUUCGAGUUGCAUGACCUUUGGCAACGCUCGCCACGGCACGUGGUGGCUCGAUGCUCCGAACGCGAGUACAUAGCCUUUCACUGCGUUUGCCGUCGGGAUCAGGUCUUGGCACUGCAACGUGGCUGGCGCUCCUUGGGCGAGCACGCGCUUUCGGUGGCCUCAGAGGCGCAGUUGCUGGAAGCUCUGGAAAGGUGA